CAUCGCUAUUGCAUGGGUGGAUCGGUGCGGUGGAUGACGAUUGUUUAGCUACGUUCCGUGAUACGUUUCGCCAUUUCUUGUUUACUCUGGUUUACUGUGCUUCCCUUGAUCAACAUCAUGAGCGGCUACAAUCACUUGGAGCAACUGGACAACAUCGAUAUCCUCGAUCUGCCCUAUGUGGAGCGCGAUCUAAACUUUGCUCAAAAGGUGAGCCUGUCCUUCCUGCUGUACGGCGACGAGCAUUCCAGUGCUACAUAUAUAUUGCAAAAGCUUUUGGUGCUGCACCGCGCCAACGAAACCGACUGGCGGCACAGCGACAUCUUGAGCCAGUAUGCCAAAUCCAAGCCCCAAUCGUGGCGCAAGUAUCUCGUGGAGGCUCUGUGCAUCAUCGGUGCGCGCCAGGUGCUGCGAAAACUGGGCCUACGCUGGCAGGAGCUGCGCUUGCACUACCUACCCCACAUUGGCGCCAUCAGUCUGCACAUCCAUCCGCUGUUGAAGAGCCUGUACAUGAUCUGUGAGGAGCUGUCACUGGCCCAGAGCGGACGCAUGGUGCAGAGUAUCAGGGAGAAGGCGAGCUCCGGGGAACCCCUGCGCUUCUAUGAACCGGCCUAUCUGGAGAUAUUUAUGCUUGACUGGCUGACGCGGCGUCUAAUAAGGCUGGGCGACAUCAACGCCAACGGCAGUGAUGUUCAGCUGCUGAUCGAACACUUGAAGUUCAACGAGCUGCACACCCAGGCCACGCUGCUUGUCGAUACGGUCAACAGUAAUGCCACCGAGAGUAGCGACCUCGCUCCGACUUCUUUGUGCCCCAAUCGUGAGAGUUUCGCCUCGGCAAAACCUAAUGUGGGUGACAGUGGCCUGGCCAAAGGCAGCUCCAGCCCAGCGGCAUCUGCGCUACCGCAGCGGGCCAAGAAUGCGAUUCAGCUCAGUCGCGCGAAUGCUGGAAUUGCGCUGAUAAUCAACCAGCAAAAGUUUCACCAGAAUGUCAGCGAUGAUCUCAAGAUGUACUUGCCGCCAGUUGAAUUACUGCCCCGCCAUGGCACUGAUGUGGACAAGCAGCGGCUAACUGAUGUCUUCUCGGCACUCGGCUACAAGGUGGAGCCCCACGAUAAUGUCGAUCAUUUUGCCAUGCUGGAGCAUAUACGACAGGCGUGUGAGCGCUCCCUGCUGCACGAUUCGCUGGUGGUGUUUGUCCUCUCGCAUGGCUUCGAGGAGGCUGUCUAUUGCUCGAAUAGCAUUGCUCUGCGCAUAUCGGACAUCGAGAAUGUGCUCUGUAGCUACGAUAAUUUGUACAACAAGCCAAAGCUGCUCAUCAUCCAGGCGUGCCAGCAGAAGGAUAAGAAAAACAAUGCACUGCCGUUCAAGAUCAAUGCGAGCACAAAGUCACCCGGACAGCACUUGAAUAUGCUGCGUGCCAUGUCCACUGUGCCCGGCUUUGCAGCGUUGCGACACACCCACACCGGCAGCUGGUUCAUUCAGUGUCUGUGCGAUGCCAUUGCCGAGCAUGCGGAUAGCCAUCAUAUUUUGGACAUUCUGACGAUAGUCAUCAAUAAUGUGGCCAACAAGCUGGGCAAGAAAAACGAGACCAUGGUGUCCUGCAUCUGCGUCACGUUACGACAACACGUUUACUUUCCACACAGCAGUGCCGCGGAGUUGCAGCUUCCCAGAAGUAUCUAGAGCAGAGCAUGGACAUGAGAUCUGUAGAUCCCUUUUUAAUUAAUUUAGCUAUUAUAUUUCUAAGAGCCUUAAAGUAAGCAUACCACGGGGUAGUGCUUUGCAAAGUUGUUAACUGAAUGCAUUUAAUUUGUUUGUUAUAUUCAUGGUAAAUAUAAUAAGAUCCCAAAACCAUACAGAAACUAUACAGCUGUGGUGGGAACAUCUUGAUCAUU
Molecule: messenger RNA, 1889 nt
Organism: Drosophila guanche
Lineage: Eukaryota; Metazoa; Arthropoda; Insecta; Diptera; Drosophilidae
Product: caspase-8
Exons: 5
Coding region: 118-1677 (519 amino acids)
Biological process (GO): proteolysis
Molecular function (GO): cysteine-type endopeptidase activity
Source: RefSeq, a predicted model, not a curated record